Molecule: messenger RNA, 4819 nt
Organism: Drosophila grimshawi
Lineage: Eukaryota; Metazoa; Arthropoda; Insecta; Diptera; Drosophilidae
Gene: Stat92E
Product: signal transducer and transcription activator
Exons: 7
Coding region: 3393-4661 (422 amino acids)
Biological process (GO): defense response; regulation of cell population proliferation; cell surface receptor signaling pathway via JAK-STAT
Molecular function (GO): DNA-binding transcription factor activity, RNA polymerase II-specific; RNA polymerase II cis-regulatory region sequence-specific DNA binding
Source: RefSeq, a predicted model, not a curated record
UACUUUAUUACAUCUGCCAUCUCUAGUCGCGUUGAGCUGUGCAAAAUUAGUGCGCAAAAACCAGUUGCUUAUUAUUAUUAAUUUGUAUUAUUUCGGCUUCAUCCAAGUCAGUAAUUCUUGUGCUAUAUGUGAAGUAUUUGUUCUCAAGUACCGGCCUUGUUUAUCUUUGUUGUUCCAACCGAGUCAAGUCGCAAAGCCUCCAAACACAUUCAUAAACAAAUACCUGAAAAUCGAGCCAUAGGCCUUCUUAUAAAGGACAGUUGUCUAUACAUAACAUUCCGUUUGUGCUUGUGCAUUUUAUGGACGAAUCCAACCAACUUCCCAUUCGCUUGUGGAAAUCAGCAGCUGGACCUUGGCCAGGUCAUCGCCGCCGUCACCACCAAGCCCCACCAGAGAACCUCACUAAAAUGCAUUAAACAAAAAAAAAAAUAAACUGCAUGGCAAAAUAAACAAAAGUUAUAAAAAAUAAUAUAUAUAUACACUGAAAUAGUAAAAAAGAAAAUUCAGCACAGCGCACAUUGUCUGUUCAGUCAGCAGUAUAUCCCUGUCAUUGCAACCUGCUGCUGCAGCAUAUGCAACAACAGCAACAGCAGCAGCAGCAGCAAAAUCGCUCUCGCUAACCCACAUCCACCACAUCCACCACACUCAUCUGAAACAAAAAUACUACUACCACAUGAGCAGCAUGAGUCUGUGGAAGCGCAUCUCGAGCCAUGCCGACUGCGAGCAGCGCAUGACGGCUUACUACAAUAAGAAGGGUCUGUUCGACCUGCGUCUCUGCUUGGCGCCCUGGAUCGAAGAAAGAAUAAUGUGAGUAGUCUCGUUCUCAAACAGUGCAGUGUGGCCAUUUUGUUGGGGUGUAAGUUCUAAGGUAUUGUUUAGACUAAGAGACAUUGCUGAAAAAAUACUGCAAAAAUACUAUUCAAGAAUGGAUUGAUAUUUUAUAUAAAAACUUGUAUGUAACCUGAACAGAGAUGAGAAUAUUUUUAUGUUAUCUUUGGGCAUUGAAUGGAGUGGGAAUAUUUGGCUAAGGGCGUGCGAUCUGUAAAAUAUUGAUUUUUUGGUAUCGAUUGAUCGAUUUUGUUUUAAUUUGAGACCAUCUUUCUCUUUCUCUCUAAAACAAAGGUCCGAGCAGAUAACACCAAAUUCAGCAAGUCAAUUGGAACGAGUGGCAUUCAAGUUCAUCGAGGAUCUAAAGCAGAAACUGUUAUCGACACGUGCCAGCGAUCAGAUCCUCAAGUAUCGCCUGGUUGAGCUUUGUGCGUUGAUUCAACGGACUCCAGCACUCGAACUUUAUACGCAUCUGCGGAGCGGUCUGCAAAGGGAGUUGCAGCUAGCCACCGCAGUGGUCCCAUCGAUGCCUCUGAAUACCUAUAAUAUGAACAAUGCGGCUGAUGCUGCUGCCGCCGUUGGCAUGAAUGGUAUCUGUGUGGACGCCAGUGAGUUAUUAGGCGUUGCCGGUCCCGGUUCAUCUCCAGUAGCAGCAGCCGGCAUGUCGGUUGGCAUUAUGCACAACAUGGCGGGAAAUGCAACGCCAGCUGUAAUGGUCACCCCCAAGGUCGAACUGUACGAUGUUCAUCAUCAAAUUGUUCAGAGGUACAACGAGUUGUCCACAUGCUCGGAGAGUCUGAAGUCAUUGGGUCAGACUUAUCACUAUAUGCUCAGCGCACAAAAUCCAGCGGAUGCGGAGCAACUUUUCAAGCGUUUAGUUGAGGAUAGGACCUCUUUGGUGGCCAGACUUCGUCGCAGCUUCAUGUGCUACGAACCACUGCAUGAGUUGGUCAUAACGGAACUUAAGAAUUGGAGACGCCAACAGGCGCUCGCUGGCAAUGGGGCACAGUUCAGCGAGAAUAUGUUGGAUGAUAUACAGCGUUGCUUUGAAAUGCUAGAAACUUUUGUCACCCAUCUUUUGUCGGUUUUGAAGGAGACACUGGUGGUGCCCUUAAUGAACGACGAUCUCGAUUUUAAUUAUUUUCUCGAUCAGGUGCAGGUGGCACAGAAAAAUCUUGUGUGCUCCGCGUUUAUUGUGGACAAACAGCCGCCGCAAGUUAUGAAGACAAAUACACGCUUUGCGGCCUCAGUCCGUUGGCUGCUGGGCUCCCAGCUGGGCAUACACCUGAAUCCGCCCACUGUCGAUUGCAUCAUUAUGUCAGGUACGAUUAUACAGACACUAAAAAAUAUUUUCUUUUUAAUAUGAGAACAAAAACAAACACGGACAUAUACAGCUGCGGUCAAAAUAGUAGGGCCCACAAAUGUUUUGGAAAAUGUUUUAAAAUUGGCAUAGAUACAUUUAUUUACAAAAAGAAAAUUAGAUUCCUUAAAUUUAAAAAUUUUCAUAAUUUUUAUUAAAUUAUUUAAUUAUAAGUUUAGUAUAUGCAAAGAACAGUACUUUAAAAUAUUCUUAGAUGAGAAACCUUAUAUUUUUUGUUUUGCAGAAUUGAAUUUUUCUUCGAAUUGAUGAUUUUGAAGACGUAUCAAUUCAAUCAUUUUGUACCAAGUUGUAUAAAAAUAUCAAGAUAGAUAAAAAAAAAAAAAUAGCAGAACACAACUCCCAGUCGCAUUGACCUCCAAACUUGGCCAAAAAUAUAUACAAAACAGAGAUAGCUGUGUAACCUCAGUUGUACUAUGACGCUGAUAACACAAAUUCUUUAUUUCUCUCGUAGGCCAAAAAAUUAAUAAAUUCGAAAAUCGUGUACCAGCUUCCACACAAAAAGACAAGGUUAGAGUGCUGCUGCGAUCUUCACACGUUCAAGAUGCGAUUAGCUUGAGCACCGGUGCUACUAUUUUCACACACAUUUAUAACCCUUUACGACCUAGAUAGAUAGAUAGAUAGAUAAAGUUGGCACCAUACACCCAUACCCAUAGAGCGCUAUUCUACAUGUCGUAACGAAGGCAAGCCAAAUAAUCAUCUACGUGGGCAGCUCGACACGCUAUGAAUAAAACAUUUUCGACUCUGCCUUCGGCUCGCCGGUCUCAUGACCUGAAACCCAGCUGAGCCCAGCUAUACGAACUGUUCCAGAGUAAUCGGCACCCUAGUCGGCACUCAUGCCAAUAUACUCCAAGGCCUAUUAUGAUUUCUGCGGAAGCUGCAAAGCAGUAGAAUAAGAGAAAUCUGAAUACUUCUUUUGCUCCUGCCAAGCAUUUGACAUUACGUACCCUGGGAAACCACUUACUAACCGAUCUGGGCUAAUUUUUGAUUCAGUCUCCCACUAGCGUCGAGAAGUUCUGCGCAUAUAAAACAAAGUAUGCUGAUUAACAAUAAAUAUGCUUUAUUGAUGGGGAUACAAAAUUAUAAUAUCCUCUGCAAGGGUGUAAAAUAGUUACUGGAAGUUAAACUUUUCCUCAACAUUUUUUCAGAGUUGCAGGCGCAGCGCUUUGUAGCACGCGGCACACACAUGGAUGUGACCAAUAGUAGCCUGCCUGGACAGUCGUCAGGCGAAAUACAGAACUGUUCCAGCAAUAUGGAAUAUCAGCAGAAUAACCGUGUAUUCUCCGCAAGCUUUCGGAACAUGCAGUUAAAAAAGAUCAAGCGUGCCGAGAAGAAGGGCACUGAGAGCGUUAUGGAUGAGAAAUUUGCACUGUUGUUUUAUGCCACGACGACAGUGAAUGACUAUCAAAUACGCGUUUGGACACUCUCGCUGCCCGUGGUGGUAAUUGUGCAUGGGAAUCAGGAGCCGCAGUCUUGGGCCACCAUCACCUGGGAUAAUGCAUUCGCAGAGAUUGUGCGUGAUCCGUUUGUGGUCACCGAUCGCGUCACCUGGGGUCAGAUAUCUGUGGCACUCAACACCAAAUUUGGCUCCGCCACCCAGCGCGCUCUCACCGCCGAAAAUUUGGAGUUUCUUUUUGAGAAACUACAACGAGAUAACAUCGCCGGCGAGCGCAACGAAUACAUUACAUGGAAUCAAUUCUGUAAGGAGCAGUUGCCGGAACGCAUGUUCACCUUUUGGGAAUGGUUCUUUGCCAUUAUGAAACUGACCAAAGACCAUUUGCCAGCCAUGUGGAAGGCGGGACGCAUUACUGGCUUCAUUAACAAGGCCAAAGCACAAGAUGAUCUAUUGCGCGCCAAUACAGGAAUUGGUACAUUUUUGUUGCGCUUCUCAGACAGCGAAUUGGGUGGCAUUACCAUUGCCUAUGUGAAUGAAUAUGGUUCGGUGACAAUGCUCUCGCCGUGGACUGCGCGUGAUUUUCAAAUACGCACUUUGCCUGAUCGCAUACGCGACUUGGACAUGCUGCGUUGCCUGCAUCCGACCGAUAUUAAUGUGCAGCCAAUGGAUCGCCAUCUCGCCUUUGGCGAAUUUUAUACCCAACCUCCUGAGAAAACGUCCCGCGGGGAUGGAUAUGUGCCGAGUACGAUACGCGUGCAGGUGCCCACCAGUGGGGAUACUGGCUCCAUGAGUGGAACGCCUCAUCAUCCAAUGCAGUCACCGCCGCAGGAUGGCUUGUCAAUGGGAAAUUAUUCUCCAUAUAGUGGCAUCAUGUCUGAUAAUCCAUCGAGCGUCGCAGCCACAUCCUAUAACAGGGAUGAUUCAGAUUCAGAUGAUAGCUUUGUGGCUCGUGAGCUCGAGGACUUAGUGAACAAUACAGCGCCCGACGAUCCCAUACUCGAUCAAAUCAGUUACACCAUACGCAAUGUGCAAGAAGCUCAGUGGAUGAUGCCCACUUAACCAGCAAUAACCGUGCCAUCGCCUUGUAAUCAAAUGGUCCAAUGUAAAACACAGAGUGGUUGUGUUAGUCUUUGGGUUGUGCCUCUUACCGAAAGUGGUAGUGAUUUUCAAAUGGCGGACUUUGAUACGAUGCCGAACUUUGAUGAAUAUAAGCUAUA